Molecule: messenger RNA, 1852 nt
Organism: Scheffersomyces coipomensis
Lineage: Eukaryota; Fungi; Ascomycota; Pichiomycetes; Serinales; Debaryomycetaceae
Gene: NOP5
Product: RNA-processing protein
Exons: 1
Coding region: 214-1758 (514 amino acids)
Cellular component (GO): box C/D methylation guide snoRNP complex; small-subunit processome
Molecular function (GO): snoRNA binding
Source: RefSeq, a predicted model, not a curated record
GAUUGUACCCUAGAAAGUAUAAGACAUAAGUAUUGUUUAUAUUGGUAUCUUUUCAUCUGUCAGUCAGUCUUGUUUGUUGUUUGAAUUCUACUUUUGACUAUUUCGUUGUAUUAUAUUCAUAAGAUUAAGGUGUGUUCAUAGAAAUCUGUUCGAAGAAGUAAACAUUUCAUCAAUCAUAUACAUUUCUCCAAUAAAUACAUAAAUUCAUUCAUAAUGGCUUAUAUUUUAACAGAAACCUCUGCUGGUUAUGCUUUAUUGAAGGCUUCCGACAAGAAGAUUCAUAAAUCAUCCAGUUUAAUUGAAGAUUUAAACUCUGCUGAAAAAGUUGCUCAACAAUUUAAAAUUCAUAGAUUUGAAAAAUUUCAAUCAGCUGCCAAUGCUUUAGAAGAAGCUAAUGCUAUUAUCGAAGGUAGAGUUUCUGAUAACUUAAAGAAAUUCUUAGAUGAUGUCAAAUCAGAUAAAAAAGCUACUUUAAUCGUUUCCGAAACCAAAUUAGGUAAUGCCAUCAAUAAAUUAGGUUUAAAUUUCUCCGUUGUUUCUGAUGCUGCUUCAUUAGAUUUACAUAGAGCCAUUAGAGAAUUUUUACCAGAAUUAUUACCAGGUUUAGAUGAUUCAAUCUUAAAACAAAUGUCUCUUGGUUUAGCUCAUUCCAUUGGUCGUCAUAAAUUAAAAUUUUCUGCUGAUAAAGUUGAUACUAUGAUUGUUCAAGCUAUUGCCUUAUUAGAUGAUUUAGAUAAAGAAUUAAACACAUAUGCCAUGAGAUGUAAAGAAUGGUAUGGAUGGCAUUUCCCUGAAUUAGCUAAGAUGAUCACUGAUUCAGUUGCUUAUGCUAAUAUCAUUUUAACUAUGGGUGUUAGAUCCAAUGCUGCUGAAACUGAUUUAUCUGAAAUCCUUCCAGAAGAAAUUGAAGAACAAGUUAAAUCCGCUGCUGAAGUUUCUAUGGGUACUGAAAUCACUGCUGAUGAUUUAGAUAACAUCAAAGCUUUAGCUGAACAAAUUGUUGAUUUUGCUGCUUAUAGAGAACAAUUAUCCAAUUAUUUAUCAUCAAGAAUGAAAUCUAUUGCUCCAAAUUUGACUGCUUUAGUUGGUGAAUUAGUUGGUGCUAGAUUAAUUGCUCAUGCUGGUUCUUUAACUUCUUUAGCUAAAGCCCCUGCUUCAACUAUUCAAAUCUUAGGUGCUGAAAAAGCCCUUUUCAGAGCUUUAAAAACUAAACAUGAUACACCAAAAUAUGGUUUAUUAUAUCAUGCUUCCUUAGUUGGUCAAGCUACCGGUAAAAAUAAAGGUAAGAUAGCUAGAGUGUUAGCUGCUAAAGCUGCUGUUGCUUUAAGAUAUGAUUCUUUGGCUGAAGAAAGAGAUGACUCUGGUGAUUUUGGUUUACAAGUUAGAGCUAAAGUUGAAUCAAGAUUAUCUGCUCUUGAAGGUAGAGAUUUAAGAACAACAUCUAAAGUUGUUAGAGAACAAAAGAAAAUAGAAAUAACUGAAGCUCGUGCUUAUAAUGCUGAUGCUGAUGCUGCUCCUGUUGCUUCUGUUGAUUCCGAUGAUGAAUCCGAUACUGAAGAAAUUGAAACUAAAAAGGAAAAGAAAUCUAAGAAAGAAAAGAAGGAUAAAAAAGAUAAGAAAGAUAAAAAGAGAAAGAGAGAUGAAGAAGAAGUAGAAGAAGAAACCUCUAAAAAAUCAAAGAAAGAAAAGAAGGAAAAGAAGGAUAAGAAAGAAAAAAAAGAAAAGAAGGAAAAGAAGGAAAAGAAAGAAAAGAAAUAAGUUAGAUUCUUUAAUAGAACCUAAUAGUUGCAUAUUUCUCUAGCAUCAGCAUCAAAGCGGUCAUUCAUAUUUCAUAAUUUAUAUAUUUUUACAA